Molecule: messenger RNA, 441 nt
Organism: Hymenoscyphus albidus
Lineage: Eukaryota; Fungi; Ascomycota; Leotiomycetes; Helotiales; Helotiaceae
Source: the annotation of a GenBank genome assembly
AUGCCCUUCCCACCAGCCCCUCGAGCCGUCCUGGCAAAACGCUCCCUCCUCCGCUCCGUCUCCUUCUUCCCCUCCACCUCAUCCUCAUCCAAACCCGCCUACAAAGCCUCACCCUCACCCUCAUCCUCACGGACCUUCCCCAGCGCCUCCUCCUCCGUCCGCACCCUCACCACCAGCACACCACUCUCCUUCCCACGCAAAGGCAAUGAAGAUAGAGAAAGCAUGAACACCGACUCGGAUGAGUACACGAAGAGCGGGACGGACGAUCUGAGUGCGAAGCAGGAAGAGGCGGCGUUUGACCCCAAGGCGACGAAGCCCGAGACGGAGCGGAAGAUUGCGGGGGAGUCGAAGGGGGAUAAGAAGGAUGAGGGUAAGGGGAAUCCGUUGGAUGUUAGUCCUGCGAAUAGGGAGGUUAGUCAGCAGAGGGGGGAGCAGGAGUGA